Oncorhynchus mykiss (rainbow trout) is the source of this 2715-nucleotide messenger RNA. Its product is annotated as voltage-dependent calcium channel gamma-6 subunit. The record is from RefSeq and is a predicted model, not a curated record. Gene Ontology annotation, cellular component: membrane; L-type voltage-gated calcium channel complex. Lineage: Eukaryota; Metazoa; Chordata; Actinopteri; Salmoniformes; Salmonidae. Gene Ontology annotation, molecular function: calcium channel regulator activity; voltage-gated calcium channel activity. Gene Ontology annotation, biological process: regulation of calcium ion transmembrane transport via high voltage-gated calcium channel; calcium ion transmembrane transport.
CCAUGUUAGCACCAGGUAUAAACAUGUCCCUCUCUCUCUCUUCCUUUCUCUCUCUCUCCCUCCCCUCUCUCUCUCCAACACUCCCAACUUUCUCCCCUCUAUUAAGUUCCAAGCUUCUUUCAAUCUGAAGUGAACAACAUAUUCCAAACAGGGGGUGUUCCAGAAAAAACAUACGCCAUCCUUCCUCGUCACCCAGUCCUCUCCUCCUCCACCUUUCUCUCAUCACUCCCUUUCUCCCAUCUUGUCUACUCCCAUACUGAACCAUCCAUCUCUUUCUCCCCUUUCCUCCUCCCAUUCUCCAUCCCCACAUCCACCUCUGAACUGCUGUUAUCUGUGUCUCUACCUUCCUUCAGUCUUCAACCUUCCUUUCUUCUUUUUGGGGUUCACCCCCCUUCAAUAAUUUCCCUGCUUCUCUCUCUUCACUCUCUUUCCCGUCCUCUUCCCUCUUUCCCUCCCUUCCUCUCUCCAUCCGACCUCUCUCGGCCUCUGGUAGAGGUCACCAUGUGGGCCAACUACAUUGUCCAGCCAGAGGAGGAUGGCCGUAUGGGGGUGGUAGGAGCUGGGGCCCAUGGGGGCCUGGCCGGCCUGGCAGGGGUGAAGGGAGGGGGGCGUGCUACGAGGCGGACCCCUAGGAUGAGUGACAGCCAGGAGGGGAAGAUCAAGCUGGCGUUCUUUGUGGCCAUUGUGGGUGUGACCCUGACAGUGCUGGGGGUGGGAACAGAGUUCUGGGUGGAGCUGGCCACGCCCAAGACCUGGAGUAACAACCAGACGUGUCAGACAGCCCACUACGGCCUGUGGAAGGGGUGUACCCGCACCCUGUGGGUGGACGACAUCGACCCCGAGAGAGAGAGCUGCGGCCCCGCCGAUCUGCCCGGAGAAUCCAACUGCACUUACUUCAAAUUCUUCACCAAUGGACACAACGCAGUCAUAUUUAAGAAGACGACCCACAAGAACCUGAACAUAGCGGCUGCUAUCCUAGCAAUGAUAGCUCUGUCUAUGAUGGUGAUGGGAGCAAUCUGUAUCACCAUGUCCCUCAGUAAAGGAGUGCCCUUCUUCCUCAAGCCCGCCUCCUUCUGCUUCAUCCUAUCAGGUCUACUGGUCCUGCUGUCUAUACUGGUGUUUCACCAGUCAGUGCUGGCCCUGUUGUCAUCUGACCACUCCAUACCGCUCCACCACGAGCUCUCCUGGUCCGUGACCUGUGUGGGCUUCGCUGGGGCCAUCCUCAUCAUGGGGGGGAUCCUUUUCCUGAUCCUCUCCCUCCCCUAUAGCUCCUGGGAGAAAUGUCUGCCUCAAUGCAACAGCAGCACUACCUAGCACAAUGGAGGCCCAAAAGAGGCCCAAAAGCACAUAACUGGGGGAAAAAUGGGGGAAAAAUGUUUAGUUUUAUAUCAAGAUUGUAAUCAAACUCCAGUCCUCGAGGGAAGCACUGUCUACUGGCUUUAGUUGUCAAUUAUAAAUCAGACACUGAUCAGAACAACUACAACCAGUAGACACUGAUGCCACCCAGGAGUUGAGUUGGAGACCCCUGUUUAUAUUGUCAGUCUGCUGGCUUUAGUUGUCAGGUAUAAAUCAGACACUGAUCAGAACAACUACAACCAGUAGACACUGAUGCCACCCAGGAGUUGAGUUGGAGACCCCUGUUUAUAUUGUCAGUUAUAUUGUCAAACUAGACUGAAAGACUGACUAACUUGUAGGUCGACACAGUGUUUACUUAAUGCAAUAACAAUGAUGCUCACUAACUGUGCCUAGAACUCUACAAGUCUGCCCUAAAGCCUGCGACCUUACCAGAAAACACUAUGUAGACCACAACUUCCCCACUUUUUGGCAUCAUGACCAACCUAUAUCUUUUAGAAGUUUCUGAUGGCCUACCAAAGAACAAGCAAUGUUUCUAAGCAGAACCCGGUCUUUACCAGGGGGGUAAUGCUGGGUUAAACAAAACCAAAGCAUGGAUUGAUGUCUUAACAUGUCCAUUGACUGCUAACAGGGUAAGGAAACCAAUAUGUCAUUUAGUUAUUGAUCUAGUUCUUUAAACACAACGCCAACCACACUGUAGUUGUAGAUAAAGACCCAGCAGGGUGUAGCAUCCUGUCUGUACUAUGAACUGUGUACUAACCAUUACUUAUUGAUAGUGUUACUUAGCCAAUUAAAUCACAUGGGGGAGGGGCUGCUAUGGGUAGGUCACUACCGUUGCUAAGGGAGGAGAUACUUUAUUGUUUCCAGGAAGUGGCACAGCCAUCCCUGCUACAUGAAACGCCUUGCAGGUUGUCACUAUUAAUCUAUUAUGAAUGAUUAUGACGCCUUACACUUAAUACCUAGAAAUAAUAUAUUCUCUAUUUAUUAUCUACACAUUGUCCACAUGAAUGAAUGCUGUUUUUAAGUAAGAAUGUGUGAAUGAUUUAAUGUAUGUAUGGAAAUAUUGUAUAGACUCACUUUACAAGCACAGCUCUGUAUAUAAAAUAUGUGUUUGUAUUUUAUUUAUACCUGCACACUGUAGCCUUUUGUUCAAGCUUAGGGGGGUGUUUUUAGUUUUUAGCUUAUUCAAACCCUUUUUUUCAUCAUGUGUUUUAUUUGUCUUAAUAAAGCCCACCUUGUCUUUCUCUACCUACAUGUUUGUUUGGGGAAAACCACAUUGUGCCUAAAUGGUCCUAUGAUCAUAUGUAUGUCUCACUGGGUUUGCUUUUGAAAUAAAUAGAUUUGACAUAAGAAACGCUCUCA